UUUUUAUUUAUUUCUUUGUUUCAUGUUCAUAAAACAACAACAAUGGUGGAUAAUUGAAGAAGUGUGAACGUUAGGAUGAGCGGAUGACAUUUCCAGUCACAGUUACCAGACCGAGAGCACCGGUGAAUCAACAGGGGGAGGAUGAAGCGGCGCAAUGCGGACUGCAGCAAACUCCGACGGCCGUUAAAACGGAACCGAAUCACCGAGGGUAUAUAUAGCAGUACGUUCCUGUACCUGAAGUUCCUGGUAGUGUGGGUGUUAGUUCUGCUGGCCGACUUCGUGCUGGAGUUCAGGUUUGAGUACCUGUGGCCCUUCUGGCUUUUUAUUCGAAGCGUCUACGACUCCUUCAGAUAUCAGGGACUGGCGUUCUCUGUGUUCUUCGUAUGUGUGGCGUUUACGUCAGACAUCAUCUGCCUCCUCUUCAUCCCAGUCCAAUGGCUGUUUUUCGCUGCCAGCACCUACGUAUGGGUCCAGUAUGUCUGGCACACAGAAAGAGGAGUCUGUCUACCCACUGUAUCGCUGUGGAUCCUGUUUGUGUACAUCGAAGCUGCCAUACGGUUCAAAGAUCUGAAGAACUUUCACGUAGACCUGUGUCGACCCUUCGCUGCUCACUGUAUCGGCUAUCCUGUGGUGACUCUGGGCUUCGGCUUUAAGAGCUACGUUAGCUACAAGAUGCGACUGAGGAAGCAGAAGGAGGUGCAGAAGGAGAAUGAAUUCUACAUGCAGCUUCUACAGCAGGCUUUACCGCCGGAGCAACAGAUGCUGCAGAGACAGGAGAGGGAGGCAGAGGAGGCUGCUUUAGCUAAAGGGAUCUCCGAGGUAGAACCCGCAGUAAUAUCCCAAAAUGGAGCACCUCCUGGAAAGAAAAGCACCUCAGUCCCGCUACCAGAACUGGAGUACCGGGAAAAAGGGAAGGACAGUACUGGCAAAGAGCGUGAGGGCAAAAAACAAAACACAAUUGGAAUCAAUAACAACAGUAUUAUACACGCACUGGACUCCAAACUACAGGAGACAGAGUACAUAGAGAACUACGUCGGAGCAAAGAGACUGAAUAAUGACCUGGCAGCAGAGAACACACACGCCGACGCCAACACACACUCCACUUCCAAAGAGGAAGUGGGGGGGAUGGGGAAGAACUACAAAAAUGCCAGCGGAGGCGGGGGAAACAUUCCCAACUCGUCUCCACGGAAUCACAGUUCUUCAAACGGCAGCGUCCCGCCAGGUUCCUCCACCAGUAAGAAUGAGAAGAAGCAGAAGGGGGCAGGGAAGGGGCAGAAGGAUCCAGUGGAGAACUGCAUCCCAAACAACCAGCUGGGCAAGCCGGAUGCGCUCGUACGGCUGGAGCAGGAUGUGAAGCGUCUGAAGGCAGAUCUUCAGGCCAACAGGCAGCUGGAGUCAGAGCUGCGGAGUCAGCUCUCCUCUCUGAGCAGCCAGGACCGCAGCCUACGCUCUGAACUGGGCCAGCUCCGCCAGGACAACGAGCUGCUACAGAACAAGCUCCACAGUGCCGUCCAGGCCAAGCAGAAGGAUAAGCAGACCAUCUCCCAGCUGGAGAAGAGGCUGAAGGCUGAGCAGGAGGCUCGAGCCCUCGCUGAGAAACAGCUGGCCGAGGAGAGGAAGAGGAAGAAGAUGGAGGAGGCCACUGCUGCCAGAGCCGUGGCAUUAGCUGCUGCCACCAGAGUGGAGUCGACGGACUCUCUGCGUGGUCGCAUCAGAGAGCUGGAGACGGAGUGUAAGAAGCUCAGCAUGGACAUGAAACUUAAGGAGGAGCAGAUAAGGGAUCUGGAGGGCAAGUGUCAGGAGCUGAGGAAGUAUAAAGAGAAUGAGAAGGACACAGAGGUGUUGAUGUCCGCACUGUCAGCCAUGCAAGAGAAGACCCAGCACCUGGAGAACAGCCUGAGUGCUGAGACCAGGAUCAAACUGGACCUCUUCUCUGCACUGGGGGACGCCAAGAGGCAGCUGGAGAUAGCACAAGGCCAGAUCCACCAGAGGGAGCAGGAGAUCGCGGAGCUGAAGCAGAAGAUAGCAGAGGUGAUGGCAGUGAUGCCCAGCCUGUCCUACUCAUCAGACGGCAGCAACCUCAGCCCCGUCACCCCGCACUACUCCUCAAAGUUCAUGGACAAUAGUCCCUCCUCCCUGGACCCCAACGCCUCAGUCUACCAGCCCCUCAAAAAGUGACUCUGACAUCCACACUUUUGUCAGACAGAACUUUGUCUUCUUUCUUUCGGUGAAGCUCUCAGUUCUGGUUUGGGUUAUUUUUUGAGUUUACCAGCCCCUGACAGUUUUUGCACUCUAAUGUACCACACACAGACACACACAGCGCACACAACCCGUCCAUACAUAUGUGUAUUUGGCUUCUUUCUAUUUCGGUUCUGUUAUCAGAACUAUUAUUUUGAGCGGGUUGUGAACAAUCUGAUUCUUUUGUUGUUGGGAUUUAGCCAUUAGACAGCGUGAUCUGUUUGAAGGGGGAGAAAGGAACACACAGUUUGUUGGCCAAAUGUCUACUGAAGAACCGUCAUGCUUCGCUUCAUGUCAGUCUUCUGUUGGUGUCGGUACAUAAAUCCCCCCACAGCCAUAUUUUCUUGUAUAGUGAACUGAUACACAUUUAAUUUCAGAACAAUUGGCUUUUCAUGACUGUUUGGUAGGCGCAGGAUGCUGUAAGUUUUCAGUUUAGUUUGAGUCUGAAACUCGCCUGUAAAGUUUAGCCCAGCGAGAGAUACAUGAAUGUAAAACGAUUCAUGUUUUGCUUAAAUCAGUGAUUGUUUGUUUUGUAAUGUUUCAGUUCAGUUACGACAAUGUAUGUUUGUUCUAAACUAGUGAUACUGAACUGAUAAACGUUCGCUGUGUCCUUCAGAUAUUCCGACCCAGUUCAUCCUCUUAAAGAGUAACUUCAGUAUUUUUCAGCCUGGACCCUUUUUUCUCAUGUUCUUGUGUCUGAGUGACUCAUGGCAGCAACAGUUUUGAGACUGAUGCCGUACUUAGUGAGAUCACUGCAGGCAGCAGCAGAGAAACAGACUUUGAUGUGCAAUUGAGCACCAUGAAUUUACGUCCACUGAAAGUGUUUGUUUUUGCCACUGACAGGCUCGGAUUGUCACUAUGAAUGUCUUCACAGACAUAGUCCUUGUUGUUGAUGAGUAAGAUCUCUGCUUUUAAACCAGAAACAGGCUCAAAAUCACUGCUGUCAACACCUCCAGACUCCAUUUACAAAAACAGUAAUUUUAUCAUCAUAGAACACGCUUGAUUCAAAGUCCAUAGGAGCAAAAUAAAACUCACACAAGCUGUCCUGGUUCAUUUCCCACUGUACAUGCUAAAAUUGCUGUUUAUGUGAAUGGAGUCUGGUGGAUUUGGUGAUGGUGAUUUUGGGGCUGUUUCUGGUUGGACAAAAGGGGAUGUAUCCCUGUAUGGAUCAUUUUCAUAAGUUCUCAGACACUCAAGGCAGAUCUAUACUAUCUAUACUUGUGCAGUGGUGUGUCUGUGUCACUCUGCAGUUACACCUCCAAAACACUAGUUGGCGGCAGGGUUUUUGUGAAGUGCUGUAAAGUUUAGUUGAUUCAAAACACACAUUAAACACACAUUAAACAUGGCUUAGUAGAGACAGUUUCAAACACAAAUCAGCUUCACUAUAACAAACACUUGUCUUUAUCUGGACACAUUUUCCAAACAAAUACAACAUGCUAGCGUUAUUAGCACAAGCCUAUGACAUUUUACAUUGUAUAAAUUAGCCUAGCAGCUAGCAGGCUAAUUUCCUUUACUCAUAUGAAGUCAGGAUAAAUCACACACAAGACUUAUAUUUUACGCCUCAUGUUUUGCAACCUGCGCAACUCGUUCUGUGUUAUCGAGGCCUUGGUGGACACAAACUGACGGUGCUCAGUUGCCUUAAGUGUUUACAUUGCAGUUGUUUUUGCUGCCACCAACUGCAGCCCUCCUGCUAAACACUGGACCAUUUACAAAACUUGUCGGUCCAAUUAGUGACUUAGACUCAAAAACAUGGGGACAUUUGAUCCAGGUCGAAAAAAUAGCAAAGUUGCCCUUUAAUGCUGGAAUAGUGAAGUCUCCAGGAUUAUCAGUUGGUGGAUGAAGCAGAUGGAGUUCUGUCCUAAAAUAAAUGCUACUGCUAGAUUUGGCCUGGCACUGCCAAAACGUUAGCGUCCACCUGUUUGCUGCAGACACCUCUCUUCUCCCUCUGGACCAAAUUAGAACCCGUUAGGCCAUAAUGUUCACUGGAUUUAAUGAUGUCGAGGUAACUGGUCGUUACCGUUAUCUGCAGAUUUUUCAGUGCCUUGCAGUUUCUCUUUCUAAGAUGCAGAAACCACAUACUUUGCAAUCCUGGGAUCUAAAAGCAUCAAGCUUCAAAGCUGCGUUUCUCUCUCCAGCUCCGAUUCGCCGGGUUUCCAUCCGAGAUUCUUCCCAUUCUGAUCGGUAUUUAUAAAACAAGUCAGUGUCAGCUCAGACACGUUGAUCCCAAUGUUACAGACUUAAAGGGAAAACAUAACACUGGACACAGUACACGUCAUUUCAUGGUGACACAGUCUUGGUACGCCAAACACCAACCAAACUGAUUGUCUAUUAUCGUGCCGAGAGUCGGCAUUUAGUUGUUUACAACAAUGUACAUUAACCCACUGAGGAAUGUUUGUUUAUUAUUUCAUUUCAGUUCUUAAGUGCCAAGUGUUGAUGUUCGGUUUCCAUCCAUGUUUGAUCGAUGUAGCUAGCGUAAUGUUUUCAGAAGAGUGCUGUUAUUUUAUUUUGUUGUCAUUAGAACAUAUUCAGACGGUGUUGUGUUUACAAGGUUCUGGGCUGAUCUCAGCAGCUGCUCAGUUGGACUCAUGGUGUUAUUCACACGUUUAUUUAUUUGUUACAGACUUUUAUUGAGUGGCACCUCCUAGAUAUUUCCCAUCAUUCAGUUGGUUUCCUAUGUUCUGUUUUUUUUCUACCAGGAAGGAUUCUGUGAAUGUGUUGUGUUGGGAAAAGGUUGCCCCUGAACCAUUUGACCAUGUCGUGCUGUCAUGUUGCCUACUUGGAAAAAAAAAAGUAUUAUUUGUGGAUCGCUCUGGUGUUGUGACUUCAGUUCUCAAGUUGCUUUUAUAAGUUUGUGUCGAAGGAAGAGAAGGUUUUAAAAAAAGAAGUGCUUUGUUUUAUCUUUUCAUUGCUCCACCAUGUUUGUUUUCUUUACUCAAAGUGAUGGUGGCUGUGUCACACUUUUUACGUUGGCCAUCACUAUUAAAGAAAGUCUUGCUGGUGGCAAUGCAAGCUGUUCAGUCUGUGUAC
Messenger RNA from Epinephelus fuscoguttatus (brown-marbled grouper), 5265 nucleotides. RefSeq names its product macoilin 1a (gene maco1a). The transcript has 11 exons. The coding region runs from base 142 to 2178 and encodes 678 amino acids. The record is from RefSeq and is a predicted model, not a curated record. Gene Ontology annotation, cellular component: rough endoplasmic reticulum membrane. NCBI's taxonomy places the organism in Eukaryota, Metazoa, Chordata, Actinopteri, Perciformes, Serranidae. Gene Ontology annotation, biological process: neuronal signal transduction.